Messenger RNA from Trypanosoma cruzi, 1827 nucleotides. RefSeq lists its product as uncharacterized. The transcript has a single exon. Gene Ontology annotation, cellular component: nucleus. The record is from RefSeq and is a predicted model, not a curated record. Lineage: Eukaryota; Euglenozoa; Kinetoplastea; Trypanosomatida; Trypanosomatidae. The coding region runs from base 1 to 1827 and encodes 608 amino acids. Gene Ontology annotation, molecular function: RNA binding; pseudouridine synthase activity. Gene Ontology annotation, biological process: pseudouridine synthesis.
AUGAAGCUAGCUUCCAAAGGGCCUAUUUCGCGAUGGUCGCUUCGAAAUCCGAUGACAGGAGCUUUUUUUUCACGGAAUGACUGGCGGUCCGGUCGCGAUCUUAGCCGUGAGGAGAGAGACUCGGGGUUGCUUCUUCGACUACGCGACGUUGGCGGUCGGUUGUCGGAUGCCACGCUUCCUGUUGCGGUGGUCAAGGCACAGUCGACUGACUUUCAGGUGAAUGAAAUUGACGCAAAUGGACGUGUUGCGGCACUGGAAAAGGCACCCAAAGGCAAGUGGCGAAAAAUAUCGCGCCAAAAAACGGUUCUCAUUGAGGAUAAUGCGGAAAUUUCAUUUGGUGAUCCGGCAAAGACGUUUAGUCCGCGGGUACAAAGUUAUGGGGGAUAUGUGAGAAUAUUGGGCAAGCUUCCGCGGGAUUUUCCCAUCUUGCGAUUCGUCGUCUACAGGGACUCUUAUUCACUUCUUAGCGUUGAAAAACGCAUGGGGUAUGUUUUGUCGCUUCAACCGGGAUCCACAUUUUUGCGUGAGUCCUCCGGUGGUUCUUUUGGCUGCAUUUCACAGUACGGUGUGUGCGUUGGGAUGACAAGGGAAUUUCUUCCACACGCUUCCCGUCACUUUAACUUACAUCCUCUCAUUUUUAAUCCUCAAACUUACCACACGCAGGAUGAAUUUCAGGACUUAUUGAGGAGGCCGGCUGGGCAUUACUACCGUCUUGUUUUGCGGUGUGUGGAUGGCGACCCCGACACCAUAAAUCGACGUCUAAAAAUGUUAGUUGAGGGGGGAUUUGUGAAUUACUUUGGUAUUGAAGCGUUCGGUGUCGGUUCGAACCGAUUGUUUGAGGUUGCCUCUUUCGCAGCACACGGAUAUUUCCGACAAGCGAUGGGUGCUCUUCUUCAAUGCGUUGCAGAGUGUGAUGGCGUUCAUCACGAUUACUACAUUAAGUACCUUAACGCAGAUCCAAGCACUGUACUCGGAGUUUCACAGUUGUGGGCUGAUGCAGCGAAACAUAUGCGAUCACAGAAAUGGUUGGUUGACUUGUUGAAGGGCGUGGCAAAAUACCACGAGGAUGGGGAAAAGGAGGAACAUCUCCGUAUACUUUGGGAUUCCCUCCCUAUUCGGGAUCGGAUCCAAGGCAGUGCAGCGGAGUUUGUAUGGAACGCUAUGGCAUCCCAAAGGCUGUUGUCAAAAGGCUUGGAUGUAGUUGAAGGGGAUGUGGUGCGGGUGCCAAUCCCUGACAGUCAUUUUGCCGUCGGCUCGUGUUCUUCAUAUCAGUAUAAGCUGGUAACUGCGGAGGACACACGGCUGGAUAUUUACGCUAUCACGGAUGUUGUACUUCCUGUCCCGUACGGCAAUGAUGCUUUGAAUAAUUGCCUGUUUCCUCAAAUUUCACCUCUGGAUCGUGAGCUUUACGGGGAGUUUGCGGCAAAGCACGGCCUGUCCUUUUUGUUUGAGGAACCACUUGAGCCUUGCGCAUUCCCUCGGGAGUAUUAUCGUCCACUUGUAGUGAGACCGGGAGAUUUCCAAGCUUCCGUGAUUAAAGACCCGAACUCUUUUACAUGUUUAAAAUCUGAUCUUUCGAUGAUGCAAGAGCGAAAACCAAUACAUUCGAAGGACAUGGACUACGUCUCAAGGGUGCGGGAACCCUGCGUUUACAAUGUCUCGGAGCGUUUUGUGGAAAAAAUGGGGCCCAUUAAAAAGACCCAUACAGGCUGUUAUUCUGUUGUUUUGUUUUGUCGUCUUCCGGAGGGAACAUCGCCGUUUGUAAUGCUUAGGGAAUCUUUUUCCCUCCGCUACGCAGCGUUUCAUGACAUGUAUGGUGUUCUUUAG